Suncus etruscus (white-toothed pygmy shrew) is the source of this 1341-nucleotide messenger RNA. It is a transcript of the gene TERF1, whose product is annotated as telomeric repeat binding factor 1. Gene Ontology annotation, biological process: telomere maintenance. Gene Ontology annotation, molecular function: protein homodimerization activity; telomeric repeat DNA binding. Bases 1 to 1302 code for a protein of 433 amino acids. NCBI's taxonomy places the organism in Eukaryota, Metazoa, Chordata, Mammalia, Eulipotyphla, Soricidae. The transcript is spliced from 10 exons. Gene Ontology annotation, cellular component: nucleus; chromosome, telomeric region. The record is from RefSeq and is a predicted model, not a curated record.
AUGGCCGACGGCGCCUCUUCCGCUUCCUCGGCGGCUUCCAGCCCCAGGGGCCGUGCGGACGGAGAAGAUGCGCUUCCCCUGGAGGAAGAAGCGAUGGCGCACAAGACCGGAGACGUCCAGGAGGAUCAGUUCAGCGACCUGGAAUUGCAGGAGGGCCGGGUUCCCGUGAGGAGUGCCGAGGAGGAAGCCCGGGCCCCGUCGGUGGUGGCCGAGGCGGAGGCGCUGGCGGCCGGCUGGAUGCUCGACUUCUUCUGCCUCGCCCUUUGCCGCGCUUUCCGCGACGGCCGCCUGGAGGAUUUCCAUCGCACCCGGGACUGCGCUGAGGCUGUUAUUCAUGGACUCUCCAGUCUAACAGCUUCUCAACUGAAAACUGUAUACAUAUGUCAGUUUUUGACUAGAAUUUCUGCAGGAAAAGCCCUUGAUGCACAGUUUGACGUUGAUGAGCGAAUCACACCCUUGGAAUCAGCCCUGAUGAUUUGGUCUUCAAUUGAAAAGGAACAUGACAAACUCCAUGGCGAAAUUGAGAAUUUAAUUAAAGUCCAGGCUAUAGCUGUUUGCAUGGAAGAUGGCAAUUUUAAAGAAGCAGAAGAAGUCUUUGAAAGAAUAUUUGGUGACCCAAAUUCGUUCACGCCUUUAAAAAGGAAGUUGCUUAAGAUAAUUUCUCAGAAAGAAACCUUCCAUUCCAUUUUUCAAUACUUUAGCUACAACCACAUGAUGGAUAAAGUUAAGAGCUAUGUGGAUUGUGUACUAAGUGAAAAAUCAUCAUCUUUUCUAAUGAAGGCAGCAAUGAAAGUAGUGGAAAGUAAAAAAAUACAAACAACAGAAUCUCCCAGUGAAUCUAAUGGGAAGGAUGUUCAAAUGGACACUGAAGCUAAUUUGAAUACAAUACAAAGCGUUGAUGGCAACCACUGUAUAGCAACUGAAUCCCCCGAGGGUACGGUACACUUAUUAAGGUCUCACAAGGAUCUCUUAGUUAAGUUGAAACAUAAUAACCAACAAGAAAAUUUUAUUAACAAGGGAACUCUUCCAAGAGAAAGACAAAUAAAACAAAUCAGAAAAACCACUGAAACAAGAAAGGUUGUUAAAAAGAGAAAGCCAGAAGUCACUGGGCAAAAUCGGAGGAAAAAACAGGCUUGGAAUUGGGAUGAAGACUACAGUCUGAAAUGUGGUGUGAAGAUGUUUGGAGAAGGAAAUUGGUCUAAAAUACUGUCAAAAUAUAAAUUUAACAACCGGACAAGUGUUAUGUUAAAGGAUCGAUGGAGAACUAUGAAGAAGCUAGAACUGAUAGAAAAUGAAGGCUGAAAGUUGUCCAGAAAAACAUAAUAAAAGGAUAGUUAAAUA